This is a messenger RNA of Ambispora gerdemannii, 435 nucleotides long. The record is from the annotation of a GenBank genome assembly. Lineage: Eukaryota; Fungi; Glomeromycota; Glomeromycetes; Archaeosporales; Ambisporaceae.
AUGUAUUUGGCCGGUGCUAAUCUUAUGAAGCGGACGCUUAAGUCGCAAGAUGCUUGCGAUAAGUUAUAUGUUAAACUAGUAAAGGUACAAGCAGAUGAGCAACCAUUGCUGACAGAUCCAUUGUAUAGAAGUUUCAAAAACAUAUACAUUGAUGUUUAUAUGGAGGCAGGGGAUGGAUCAAAACAUUUAGUUGAAAUGCAGCAAAAAUACGAGCAAAAAGCAUUAUCUAUCGAGGCCAAUUGGAAGAAUAUCGUCAUUGAUGAAUUAUUAAGAGAGUAUGAAGAAUGUGAUGUUAAAAUUCUCAAACUUGAAAAAGACAAACACGAGUCUUUUGCCAAAGGAAGAGAGGAAGAAAAAGUUGAAGUUGCUCGAAAUGUGCUAAAGCAAGGAUUUGAUAUUGAAUUAAUCUCCACGAUCACAAAUAUUGAAAAAUAA